Messenger RNA from Procambarus clarkii (red swamp crayfish), 1382 nucleotides. RefSeq names its product lysosomal-associated transmembrane protein 4B. Gene Ontology annotation, cellular component: lysosomal membrane. The record is from RefSeq and is a predicted model, not a curated record. Lineage: Eukaryota; Metazoa; Arthropoda; Malacostraca; Decapoda; Cambaridae.
UGUGGAACGGAGGGAGCUGAUUGGUGGAGGCCGGGAGCCCAGGUGACCUGGGGGCUCAGAUGGCCCUUGACCUCUCACAACACUGACUAACGCCGAGUAAGACACACACACGUCCUGCAUAUCUGCUUAUCUUUGACACGAGCGUUUCUCGGUGAUCUUUAACAAUGUGGGAACCAAAAGAAUGCUGUUGCUUAAAGAUCAAGACGGGAAGUCUCCUCCUUGGCGGCUUUCUCUUGAUCACGUCUGUUAUCUUUAUUGUGAUGGAUGCCACCAUGUUGGCUGAUGGCAGCGUACUACAAAUUGUUCCAAACCACUGUGCUGACAGCGAGGAUCCUGCAGACUGUUAUGAUUUCUACUUUAAAUGGGCGAGGGGGACUGUGGCCUUUGGUUUGGCGAUUGGCGUAAUUCAAGCCCUAGUCAGCAGUCUUCUCCUCUAUGGUAUUUUAAUGGAAAAGACGAGGUUGUUUAUUCCAUUCAUGCUUGUGCUGUUGACACAGAUCUUUAUCCACAUAAUCUUCGCUUUGGAUUUACUGUACAUGGCCGGUACACUCCAAUACUGGACGGAAAUGAUAACCUAUGGGGUAAUCUUUACCCUAGUCAUAUUCUUGGAAGUCUUCUUUCUUCUGGUCGUCAGAGCACACUACUUACAAGUAAGGCGAUCAAAGAUGAUAAUGUUUGGUGAUGCAGAAGUACGCAAGUGACUCUACUAUCGGUAAUGAAAUCUGCAGCCUGUUUAAAAAUGUCUAAACGGCAAAUGUACUAUGGAUAUUAACUCCCAUAUACAGGUAGACUUUGAGAUGAGGGAAAAAAUACCAUCUGAAGUGUACUGUUGGCUGGUGUAACUGAUACUAGUGUAUAUGGAAGAUUUUUAGUAGUUUAAGCUUUUUUUUUUUUUUUUUUUUCCCCAAACUCCUUAUAAAAGAAACUAGUAACGUGGGAACUAACGUAAAAUCAUAUAACGCAGUAUAAAUUUUCUGCUUAAUGUAUUAAUUUUUUAAAUGUUGGACACUUUCAUAUUCCACAUUCAUCUGAGCCUAUUUUAACUGUACUUGCUAAAGGUGUUGUAUUUUAGUCACCCAAGAUUUUGACGUGGUUUGUAAACUUAAGUUAUGUAAUUUUUUUUUUUACGUCUCGCCGAAUCUAAUAGACUGAUACAAGAGUAGAUGGCUGUAGUCGUUGGGACCGCUCUACAUACUUACUGCGGUUACAGUAUGUAGCUGUCGCCCAUUUAGUUUUAAGCUUUACGUGUUUUGUAUGAUAUCGGGCUUGGUAGUUCCUAGUUUGUUCAUUGUAUAAAUGAGUUUAAAUAAUUGAUAAUGGACUAGUUAGUACCAUUAGCUAACUAGAAAUUUUACUGACAAAUAAAAUCUUGGUAUGCAUCA